Messenger RNA from Triticum aestivum (bread wheat), 2244 nucleotides. RefSeq names its product cysteine-rich receptor-like protein kinase 10. Gene Ontology annotation, biological process: protein phosphorylation. NCBI's taxonomy places the organism in Eukaryota, Viridiplantae, Streptophyta, Magnoliopsida, Poales, Poaceae. Gene Ontology annotation, molecular function: protein kinase activity; ATP binding. The transcript is spliced from 8 exons. The record is from RefSeq and is a predicted model, not a curated record. The coding region runs from base 1 to 2244 and encodes 747 amino acids.
AUGGCACUCCGACGACCCUCAUUUCCUCCAUUCUUGUUACUUUGCUUCCACCUGCUGGCUCCAUUAUACACAACCUCCGAUGCAGCCGUGAGUUCACACAUGCCUCAAGCCAUGCAGUGUUCAACGUCUGGCAACUACAGCUCUGCCAGUGCCUACGCUGCCAACCUGAACCAGUUCCUUGCUUCGCUUCCCGAGAAGACCGUUUCCAAGAAUGGCGGCUUCUUCAACGGCACGGUCGGCGUGGGUGUGGGCACUGUGUAUGGCCUCGCGAUGUGCUCCGCUGACCACUCGCGCUCUGACUGCGGUGACUGCCUCGCGGCCACUGCUAGCAGCAGCGCUAAUGGUCUGCUGAACCGCUGCCCUGGGAGCACCACUGUGCUCGCCUGGUUUGACGCGUGCCUCGUCCGCUACUCAGACACCAACUUCUUUGGCACGGCUGAAUUAGGUGUUAUCUACACGUCGCAUGGUCCAACAUCCACGCAGCCAAAGCAGUACACUGACGACUUGGAGAGAAACUUAAACGUGGUGAUAAAGGCCGCAGUGGCCUCGCCUCAGAGAUUCGCGGCGUCGUCGACGUAUCCAUACACGUUGGUGCAGUGCACGUGGGACCUGCCGCCGGAACUGUGCAAGACGUGCCUGCACGUGUUGUUCGACAGUUGGUCCAAGGACUGGGUUUCCGUAGAUGGCAAGCGCAGGAGCUAUAGCUGUGCUGCUAGGAAACAUAUUUGGUACGGCAACACCAGCUUCGUGGUUGUGCCGUUCGAUGGUGCCCCUACGCCGCAAUCUCUAGAUCAAGCGACCACAUCAGCUACUCAGUCGAGCAGCGCCGCGGGGAAAGGUUCUCUGACAGCUGGCGUGGUGGGUCCUGUAGUUGGCCUAAUUUUGUUGGCUUGUGCAUGUUUGAUUUGGUAUCGACGGAAGGGCACGCUUGCACACCCAAAUGCUCACAAAUUCACUUACCAACAAUUGGUGGACGCAACCCGUGACUUCACAGACACGCGAAGGCUUGGACAGGGUGCCUUUGGUGUUGUCUAUAAAGGUGCAGUGAUGGUGCAAGACAAAGAGGUGGACGUGGCUAUAAAAACGGCACUUGUUGUGUCAGAUGAAGCUAGGGCUGCCUUUAAGAACGAGGUUGAGAUUAUGAGCCCGCUGAACCAUUCCAACAUUAUACGUCUUGUGGGUUCGUGCGACGAAGAGGACAAUCUCUUACUUGUUUACGAACUAGUGGAGGAUCGCAACCUUCAGGCUCGGCUUUAUGGCCGUGGUGCUCGUGUGGACGCAGAACUAACCGGUGUAAGGGCUCGGGGUUCAAGCCUUGAUCUAGAUUGGCGGCAAAGGUAUAACAUACUGCUUGGAAUAACCUGGGGUCUUGAAUACCUCCAUGCUAAAUGCGCUAAAUGUGUCCUGCAUAGGGACAUCAAGCCAGGCAAUGUGAUGCUGGAUAGGGACUCCAAUGCUAAACUGUGUGACUUCGGGCUGGUGACGCAACUCACCCACGCAAUAACCUCACGCUCGACGAACAACAUCAUUGGAACACAAGUCUACAUGGACCCAGCAUACCGGAACACCGGGAAGAUAACUAAGGAAUCUGAUGUGUACAGCUUCGGUGUGCUGUUGCUUGAGGUUGUAUGUGGCGAGGAGCCAGUCCUAAUUGACGGCGCUGGGAAAAACAGCCUCAUCGAGAAGGUCCGAGAAUGUGAGAAGAGAAAUGCAAUUCUUGAUGCAGCUGACCAACAACUAAGGGGCGAGUUUGAUGAGGAAAUCAAAGCAGCACUAUCGAUUGGGCUCUGUUGUGUCGAAACAAGACGUGGUGACCGUCCAACAAUCCAAAUUGUGUUGGGCCGGUUAUUAAGCCUGACCGGCAAAUUAGCUUCCAAUAACCGCCAUCCAAACGCAGCCGAGGACAACAUGAUUAAGAUUGUCGUGCACUGCCAUAUCCAAGGCGAUGUUGUCCUUGAAUGCACCAGCAUUGAUGCUGAUAAAGAACGAGAAGAGACGAUGUUCCGAGUAAUGUUCAAUACAUCAUUUAUCAGAUCUGAUAUUCUGACGCUAGACCGUGAUGAAAUCGAUAUGAUAUGGGACGCUAAAGAUAGAUUCCCGGAGAACUUCAAAGCUGAGGUUAUCUUUUCAGAAAUGGCCAUGGAGGUAACCAAGGAGAACCUACCAGUUGAAGCAUUUGAAGAGGUUCAAGAGAUGUUCAGCAAUAUGGAUUGUUUGGACUCAGAAGAGAAUGCUGCAUUGUAG